ACUCUGCUUUUUUCAUCAUGUAAUUUUAAAGAACAGGAAUAGGUUUUUUUAAUUUUUUAUUCAAACUGGUGAACAGCAGAGUUUGAUCCCUUUGAUAAUGAGCUCAGACAGAUGCUGUGGGCGUUCAUGUACUUGAAAAGGUUAAAAGAAGCAGAAGCAGAGCUUCAGCUCAGUCAGGAGGGACUCUGAAUCAGGUGAAUGUUUCUAUUCACACACAAUGACAUAAACUAAGUGUAAUUUUACUGUUUCUGGAUGAAAUUGACUUUAUUGAAGGUAAUAAUAAAUUUGGGAAAGAAAUCAUUUAUUUAUAGAUUUCAGAUUUAUAGAUUUUAGAUUUAGAAAUCAUUGUCUUGAUGAUCAGUUUAGUGUCAUUACAGUGAAGUCUGUUUAUGUGAGAAGGAUCAUGUUAAACUCUACACAGGUUUCAUAUUUCACACUGGCUGCCUACUUUGACACUGGACUGUUUAAAUACUUAUGUUUCAUGAUUGUUAUGUUGUUAUAUGUUUUCAUUGUUUGCACCAAUUCAUUUCUCAUUGUGGUUAUCUGCAUGAACAGAAGCUUACAUGAACCUAUGUACAUUUUCCUGUGCAGCCUGUUUGUAAAUGAACUGUAUGGUAGUACAGGGUUGUUUCCAUUCCUGCUGGUUCAGAUCCUCUCUGACGUUCACACUGUUUCUGCUUCAUUUUGCUUUCUACAGAUUUUCUGCUUGUAUUGUUAUGCUUGUGUGGAAUUUCUCAGUUUAGCCGUCUUGUCUUAUGACAGAUAUCUCGCUAUAUGUUAUCCUCUGCAAUAUAACACACGUAUGACACGUAGCAGGAUUACAGUACUAAUUUAUGUGGCAUGGGUUUAUGCUCCUGUUGCAUGUUUUUUACCAAUAUCAAUGAGUGUCCCUCUAAAGCUCUGUGGGAACAUCAUUAACAAAGUGUACUGUGACAACUAUUUCAUUGUUAAACUGGCCUGCUCUGACACAACAGUUAAUAAUGUUUAUGGACUCAUGGCCACUUUUCUCACAAUUGCAUGUCCCGUGUCUCUGAUCUUUUACACAUACAUGAGGAUCCUUAAAGUUUGUUUUUCUGGCUCUAAACAAACCAGACAAAAAGCUGUCAGUACCUGCACACCUCACCUGGCUUCUCUGAUCAACUUUUCUUGUGGUUGUUUCUUUGAAAUAGUGCAGAGCAGGUUUGAUAUGAAACAUGUGCCCAACAUGUUGCGCAUUUUUUUGUCAUUAUACUGGCUUACAUGUCAGCCUCUCCUCAACCCUUUACUGUAUGGUCUGAAUCUGUCAAGUAUCCGUAACAUAUGUAAACAUAUCAUUUUUUGCUUGAACAUGGACCACAAACGAUGCUCAUGA
Scatophagus argus is the source of this 1351-nucleotide messenger RNA. RefSeq names its product olfactory receptor 11A1-like. Lineage: Eukaryota; Metazoa; Chordata; Actinopteri; Scatophagidae. Gene Ontology annotation, cellular component: membrane. Gene Ontology annotation, biological process: G protein-coupled receptor signaling pathway. Bases 404 to 1351 code for a protein of 315 amino acids. The record is from RefSeq and is a predicted model, not a curated record. Gene Ontology annotation, molecular function: G protein-coupled receptor activity; olfactory receptor activity. The transcript has a single exon.